AUGGUGAACACACGAAGAUAUAGAGCACCAUCUCUAAAUGAGGUUCCUCUAUCCCUCAAUGAUGGUGAAGAUAAUGUGCCUAAUGAUGGAAAUGUUAUAGAAGAAAAUGAUGAUCAAUUAUAUGGAAAUAUUGAUCACUUACGUGAGAUGGUAGGUGAUAGUGGUGAUGAAUCGAUUUCUGACUUAGAUAUAGCUUCAGAUUCCGAUGGAGAUCAUAAGUACAUUGAUAAUGAAUACGACAGCGCUAGUAGUGGUAGAGACUCUUUACUUGCAGAAUUUUCAGACUAUGAAGAAGGUUCAGACGAAGAUGAUGAACAAAACUUUAUGGAUGCCAUUAGAGAAGCCAAUAAUUUCAAGGUAAAAAAUAGGAAGAAGAAAAACGGGAAAACAGUAAGAACAAGGAGAGAUAGAGUAUUAGAUCCAGAGGUUGCCGACCUUUUGUCCAGAGCUAACGAAGCCUUUGUGAGAAAUGAUUUACAAGUUGCAGAAGGUUUGUAUAAUGAAAUCAUCAAGAAGGAUCCUCGUAAUUUUGCCGCAUACGAAACAUUGGGUGAUAUAUAUCAAUUGCAAGGACGUCUCAAUGAUUGUUGUAAUUCGUGGUUCUUAGCAGCACAUAUCAAUUCGUCCGAUUGGGAAUUUUGGAAGAUUGUAGCCAUCCUAUCUGCAGAUCUGGAACAUUAUAGGCAGGCCAUAUACUGUUUUUCUAGAGUCAUUAACAUUAAUCAUGAGGAGUGGGAAUGUGUUUACAGAAGGGCAACUUUAUAUAAGAAGAUAGGUCAAUUGGGUAAAGCCCUUGAAGGGUUUCAAAAAUUAUACAAAAACCAUCCUUAUGACGCCAAUUUUUUGAGAGAAUUGGCUAUAUUAUAUGUCGAUUACGAUAAGGUUGACGAGGCUAUUGAAUUGUACAAGAAUGUUUACGAAGCAAAUAUUCAUAGACGAUGGGCUAUCGAAAACGCCAUGGAGAAUGCUAUGGACUCUUCUUCUGAAGAAGAAGAUGAAGAUAAUGAUGAAGACGACUCUUCUAGUGAUAAAGAAAAGAAGAAGAAGAAGAAAAACGCUAACGAAGAUGAUGCUGAGGAAGAUAUAGCAGAAGAACAUUUGGAAGAAAUGGAACUAUAUCCUGAGAUAAAUUGGAAAAAGAUCAACAGAAAAUACAAAUGUAUUCCAUUCGAUUGGUCAUCCUUAAACAUCGUUGCAGAGUUAUAUCUAAAGUCACCAUUAGGUGGUGCAGCUGGAAUUAAGGUAUUGAAAGCUUAUGCACGUUGGAUUGAGAGGAGGGAGAAUCAAACAUUUUGGAAUGAUGUCAUUGAUGAUUCGGAAUAUGAUAUGAGAAAAACCAAAAAUAGUAGGUAUGAUGCUUUGCCAAGUAGUGAAAAGGAAAAAUCAUACACCUUACCGAUAGAUAUUAGAGUAAGACUUGGAUUAUUGAGAUUGUCAAAUGAUAAUUUCACAGAAGCAAUGAACCAAUUCCAAUUCUUAUAUGAUGAAAAUUUUGAAGACACUGCAGAUUUACAUUUUGAAGUAGCAAUUGCCUUAACAAAAGCAGAAAAGUUCCAAGAGGCUAUCGAUUUCUUUUUGCCACUAUCCUCCAUUGAAGAUUUUCAAAAUGUACAAUUAUACGAAUGCCUUGGUAAAUGUUACAAAGAAAUUGAAAACUAUGAGUCUGCCAGAGAUAAUUAUGAAAAUGCAAUCAAAUUAGACCCAUCCAUCCUUGAAAAUAAAUUAGACCUUGCCGAGGUUUACUAUCACAUGGGGAACAAUGAGAUGUUCAAAUCAUUAUUACAAGAAGUCACUGAGAUACGGAAGAAACAAGAUGCUGCUCUCUACGGUAGCAUAGAACAUGAAUCGAAACAAGAAAAACAGAAACCUACUGAUGAAAGAGAUAAAUCUAGUAAACCCUUAUUAGAAGAUAGUAUGUUUAGACAAUAUAAUGCAAAGAGGAAGAAGACCCCGCAAGACAUCGAGCGUGAAAAGAUUGAUCGUGAAAGGAAGAUUACCACCAAAGUUGUGGAUAAAUAUAAAAGUUUAGUAGAUUAUGAGAAAGGGAUUAGCGAAGGUAAUGAGAAAUUAAUCCGCCCAUGGAUUGAUACGGUCUCAGAUCUUGUUGAUGUAUUCUCAAGUAUCAAGAAUUUCUUUGUUAGAAAUCGUUCCAAGAAAUUUGUGGGUAUUAUCCGUAGAACAAAGAAGUUCAAUACCGUCUUAGACUACCAACUAGAAAGGCUGUCAAAAUUAUCAGAAGGUGACAACCUAUCAGAUGGGCUUCCUCUCAUGGAAGAACGUGUUACUCUUACAUCGACGACAGAAUUGAGAGGAUUAACAUAUGACCAAUGGUUUGAACUUUUCAUGAAUCUAUCUUUGACAUUAACUAAAUAUCAAGGUGUCGAAGAUGGGUUAAGUAUCAUCGAAACAGCACAGGAGGUUAAUGUGUUUAUUCAGGCACCUGAGAGGGCUAAGAUGAUGAAAUUUGUCAAGCUUGCAAUUGUUUUAGAGAGGAACAACGAAGAGGAGAUUUCAGAAAAUUUAAGAGGCUUAUUAAAUCAAUACCAAUUUAAUAGAAAGGUCCUCGAAAUAUUCCUAUUAAGUUUGUCACAAGGUCAAAUGUCAUCGGACAUUAUUAGUAGUACAGUUCAACAAAAGUUCUUCUUAAGGCAGAUAAAAGCAUUCGAUAGUUGUAGAUUUAACACACAUGUUAAUGGGCAAGCUUCCAUUACAAAUAAAGAGGUCGUUAAUCCAGAUAAGAUGGCAUCUCCAUAUUUGUACUACAUUUAUGCAGUCUUACUUUAUUCAUCAAGAGGGUUUCUUUCUGCACUUCAAUAUUUAAGCUGGUUAGAGAAAGAUACGCCAGACGAUCCUAUGGUUAAUCUAUUGAUGGGUCUUUGUCAUACCCACAGAUCAAUGCAAAGAUUAACGGCUAACAGGCAUUUCCAAUUUUUACAUGGUCUCCGUUAUUUGUAUCGUUAUCAUGAUAUCAGAAGCACAAUGUACACAGAGUUAGAAAGUCAAGAGGCAGAUUAUAAUGUCGGCCGUGCUUUCCACUUGAUGGGUCUUACGUCUAUUGCUAUAACUUACUACAAUAAGGUGUUAACAGAUUAUAAGGACGAUAAAUUGAAGAAACAUGCUGCGUAUAAUAGCAUAGUUAUUUAUCAGGGAAGUGGAAACAUAAAAUUGGCAAAUCACAUAAUGGAACGAUACUUAUCCAUUUAG
This is a messenger RNA of Maudiozyma saulgeensis, 3204 nucleotides long. NCBI's taxonomy places the organism in Eukaryota, Fungi, Ascomycota, Saccharomycetes, Saccharomycetales, Saccharomycetaceae. The record is from the annotation of a GenBank genome assembly.